CGUAAUGUCACUUCCGGAAUAUUACUUCCGCAAUGCGAAAUUACUAAAUUGACUUGAACAAUAACAAGCGUUUGUCAUGCGUGUGUGCUACAUGUAUGGACAUUCUUAUGGAAGAAACCAUUAUCAUUUAUACAGUGUUCAUGGGGAUAAUCACAGUAUAUUAUAUCGGGUACGGAAAGUGAGUAUGGAUGACGCCGAGCGACGCAUCCUCAGGAAACACCACACCAAGUUACUCGAAACACUGGAUACCAAGUUCAUGAUUGAAGGCCAUUGAAGAUUAAAAUCAUGUAAAAUGACCAACAACAAUAAAGAUAUUUUCUCAUGCAGCUUAUGAACUGAUAAAGUGGGUGACAUACUAGACAAAUUGCAAAUUAUGUCUGCCCACACAUCAUCCCCUAUAUCGACCUAUGUUAAAUUCUUAACGCGUUACUUUUCUGUACCAGAAAUGGCAGGUGUUACUGAGAUAUGAAAGCGACUGGCGAGGAGAUAUGAACGCGACUGGCGAGGAUUGAUAAAGACAAACGGUUACUAUGGAAACUACGAAACAGUGCCAUUACACGAUCAGAAACGAUUUGAAAAUGAUGCAUCUUUUGAAGAAAAAAAAACACAUAUGUGUUUCGGUAUGGGUGUGUUUGUGAAUGUCUCUGGUGAUGGCGAUGUCACCGAUCGUUAUAUACCAGUCAUGAACAACUCUUCCACUGCCUUCUUUAUGUAAUAAGAUGGAACUGCAAUGUAAGACGGUUGAAGAUGCAAUCAUAUAUGGAUAACUAUAAAUUUUGCGGAAAAAGCUUUGCAGUAUGCCCAGAAAGAAAGAAAGGGCAGCAAUCUAUUGUAUUUAUCUUAGAUUUAGUGUGUUAACACGAACGUUCAAGUACAUAUGUUAGUAUACAGGAUAACAACGGCCUAAUGGUAUGUUGGUUAUAUGUGACACAUCUCAAAACGAAUCGUCAUAUAUUGAUGCAGAUACAAAUUGUUUUGUGGCGUAUCAUUAUCUAAGUAUUAUUGCAAAACAACUUAGCAUUUUAUACCCAAAAGAGAUAUUCGAUAUCUGAUGGAACAAUUGAGAUAUCAUUAUUAAUUUAGGAGAUAUCUUAUAAAAACAGUUAUCUUUAAAUGUGUAUUGGAUAAAUCUUUAAAUGAAAAAGAGAUGCUUCUGAGUGAAAUAAAGAUAUGUUUGAUUGGAAUAGAGAUAUAUCUAAUUGAACUAAACAUAUCUUUUAAAUUGUGUUAAAGCUAUCUUUAUUUCACUUGUAAGAUAUCUCUUUUACUUUUGCGACCACUGUUUUGUUUUAAAUGUUUAGCUGGCUUGCUAAAUGAUAGAAAAUUGAACAAGUUGCAUAUCAAAAAUAUGGCUUUAACUUUAUCACUUUCAAUUUGAGUAUGUCUUUUAUUCCACCUCAUAAAACUUCUUGUAGACAUAAACCGUACUACAAUCGGUUAGAUUAACUUUAAAAUUUAUUCAGUGCGGUACUGUGCUGCAAUCUACCGUGUGUAACCUAUGUGAGCUGUGGUGUGACUAUACCAAAAGUCUGGUGUAGUUACGAUGAUCAGAAAGAUUGUAUGCACAAUGUAUUGUAUUGUUUUGCUGAUGGCCGGGUAUCUACCUGACUAGAUAUUGAAGUAAAUAGGAGGAGUGAAUUGACCUGAAAUCCUCGCACAUAUCCAAGUCCUCUGAUCUGUCAAGUAAGUAUCAAACUAAAUGAAACAAAAAGCGAUUAUCGCGAGCCAACCUAGUUCAAUACCUUUGUUAUAUCAAAUACAGCCACAAUCAACUGUUAAUAUUAUAUCCAUUAUUAAGUUAACAAAACUGUUGACUUGUUGAGUGAACAAACGAAUCUCAUACAGAUAUACAUCACACAUGUAGACCAAUAGUUUCAAUAUUAGAAACUGAAAUGUUCAGGGUAGUCUAACAUUUAUCCGGAUAGGAAUGUGUCCUUUGGCACACCAGUACAAAUGCGAUAGGCCUUUAUUAUGUCAUAAAAGGCUAUAAUGAAAUUUUAACCCAAUUUUUUUAUUUACUUUUUUUGUGCUUUAAUUCAUAUUUUUUUUAUUUAUUUAGUUCACCAUUGUUUAUACACUACAAAAAAAUACCAUUAUAUAAACUAACUGAACAGAAUAUCGUAGCUAGACCGUGACGUUCUGAUUUUAUGUACAAUUACUAAUCUAUUGUAUCAUUUUAUUACAAACCAAUGAACCACUUUGGUUAAUACACACGACAAUAUCGAUGUAUAGCGAUCUAUUCAUAGUUGUUGAAUAACAUUGCUUAACAAUCGGAUUUUUUGCCAACUUUGUGGUUUAUUGUUUAGUGUCUUAUCUUUACCGCAAAACUAUGUUUUUUUAAAUUCAAACAGACUAGAGCUUCAAAAUAGACCAUCAUGUCGAACGUCUUGUCUGUCAGUCUAGAGGACAUUGCUUUAUUGUCUCUCAUUCAGUCUAUUUUGAGUGAAUGCCUUCGAUGUGCACCAUAAAGUUAUAAUUAAUUAUUGUAAGCGAAAUAACAGAUAACUAGUUUUUAAAAUAAUAUAUAUUUCAGCAAAUGCAUGAUCAUUUACCAUAAAACUAUGGUCCCGGAGGUAUUAUCAUUUUCUCCACUUUUGGUAUCAGUUUAUAUACCAGAAAUUGCAUAAGGAUUGAAUACUGGGAAAAUACAUAUUACAUAUUUAGAAAAUGAAUUUGGUCAAGUCAGUCUCAUUUAAGAACAUCUAUGCUGAACUUGAGAAACCGUAAUUUUCGAAAAGUUUAUUCUAGUGCGUGUUAGCUUUUUUUUUUUUUUUUCAAAAUAGUUUUUUCAAUACAUUGACAAUAAUAAUGGAUCAGUAAUCCAUUCAGAUCAUAUCAUAACCUAUUUGUCACCAAUCAUCUUUCAUAUCACCACUCAUACCAUACAAAUUAUGCAAAACGAAAUUUGUAUCACUAAAGAUUACAUAUGGAUAGGUAUUAUUUCAUUUAAUAUCACACUGUAUUGCUAUAAGGAAGAAGGGAGGAUAAAAGGAAAGAAAAAGAAGCUGGUAAGAGAAUAGAAAUGAGAAAGAAGUAAAGAAAAGAGCGUGUUAGCUUUUGUUUACUGAGGAAAACAUUGAUAUUUAUAUAAAGUGCGAGUAUUUAUAAAAUUUGCUAACCGGGGAAAUGUGAUUUUGCAAUUUAAAAUAGCAGUGCAAUGUAAGUUAAGCCCCUUGAACAACAAUAAAAAAUAAAGGUAUGUUGGUUAGAACAUUUUCCAAAUAUGAAUUCAUCAUUUAAAAGCCAGUUAUAUAUCUUCGGACUGCAGUUUCUAUAGUGGUAAUACAAAAACUGUUUUGCUUAGAAUUUAGUAACAAUUAAAUAGAAAUCGACUUUUCAUCAUUUUCUCUUUGUUAAUAGAAACGUUAACUUGAAGUGUGAUACUUGUCAAUAUUUAACAGGACGGUUUUUUAUGUGAUUCGGGAAACACAUUUCGAUUCAAAUUUCAAUAUAUGUGUCAAACAACUAAAUUGCCCAUUGCCUGCAGAAAAUUUCACAAAAAUUACCAAGUUGGCACCAUUUCAAUAUCCUGUUUUACGCAUUCUAUGAAAAAACUAAAGAUUUACAUUUUUGAUAAUACAUUUAUCACUAUAAGGGUAAUUGUAUCGUCAUUUAUAAUUUUAGCAAGUCGAUGUUUUCUGUGCAAGUUUUAAAUGUUCAAUAUCAUGAAAAAAGUAUUAGUAUUAGUAUAUUAGUAUUUUACAACGUAUUAAUUAUAACUGAAGCUCUUUUGAUUUUUUUUAUCCAUAUAAAGUUGCAGAAUAACACAACAAAUAAGGCAAAAACGGGUUUCAUGAUAAUCAUCCUUUCUUUUUGUGUUUCUUGGGGUCCUGUUCAUGUUUCCUUUCAUUGGCAAUGUGUUCAACCUCGCUAUUAUGCAGUGGCAUUAUGUAUUAUUUAUUUUCUCUGCCUUGAAACUGUGAAAAAAAAUCUGCAUCGUAUUUAAACGCACAGAUGUAUGUUAAUGUAUCAUAAUGAAAAUCAUUCAAUAAAACUUUCCAUGUAUAUAUCAGGUUUAUGAAGCGUAUAUGAUAAUAUCAGGUUUAUGAAGCGUAUAUGAUAUAUAUUUAUAUUUCUUUAGGUAUGAAUGACGACGAGCGUCAUGUCUUACGGAUACACCAUACCACGUUGUUGGAAACCUUGGAUACGAAGUUUAUGAUACCAUUUCUUUAUGAAAAAGGAAUUGAUUUUGAGGAGAACUGCUUUGACAACAAACUAGCACGACCAGAACGCGUUAAUAACAUGCUUUUAUCCCUGAAAGACAAAUGUCAUUUUGAUUUGUUUAUUGAGUGUCUCCGACAUGACGACUCAUAUCCAUAUAUCGCUGAUGACUUGGAGAAAGAACUUGAGAGUGUUGAUAGCUGUAACGGUACCGUUCAUAAUCAAAGAAAGGUUCAUUUGUUCACUGAUAGACGGCAGAACGUGAGUGACUUUCGGCAUAAAAUGAAACGAUGUUCACAUGAAAAAGAUUUCGAUACUUUCCGGGAGUGCUAUGACAAGGCCAUUGGCGACUGGGAAUAUGUGAAUAAUCACAGAAUUAAAUUUAAUCAGCAACAAAGACAGAAAGCUGCCGACUUCUGCCAUGCGGCCUAUGAUGCAGAAAUUGAACGGCGGCGAGUGUUUUACGAAAAAACACCACUAAAAGGAGAUGUACUGGACGAGCUCCUCCGUAUGUGUGCUCACACCUCCUUACCAAUCGCGUCUGAUACUUUGUUUUUAGCGAGAUACUCAUCUGCACUGGUAAUGGCUGGUGGAAGUCUGGAAGAAGGCCUCACUUACAUAGAAGACGCUGAACACAAGAUGGCGCUUCUUCCAGCAUGUAGGGAGACGGGACUCGUGCUUUACAUCAAAUUUAACUUCCUGUUGCUGAAACACGAACGCGACCGGACCAGGAUUGACAAGGAAGAACUAUCGAAACUUGGAAACAGUGUAAUUUCACACUUCAGUACAGAAUCAGACACGAUCAGUAACGAUUUCAAGAGAAUUUUUCUGCUGAAGAAAGCACACACUUGCCUAGACAUGGGUGUGUUUCUGAAUGUCAUUGGUGAAUUCGAGGUCAGAGAUGUCCACAUAGAAGAGGCUGAACGCCUGCUGAACGAAUUACACCGGCCAGAACUAUGGGAAAGGAUGGAGCUACGGGCAAAAAUGGUGUAUACAGCAAUCAGGUCGCGUCUGGCCCAACUGAAAGAUCCCGAGAGGCCGGCCGAGGCCAUCAAACUUGCUAAAAAGUCGUUACAAUUUGCCAAACGAGGACAUUUUCCGAAAGAACAGAAAGCCAUUGAUUAUAAUUUAAGUCUGCUAUCCGGAAAGCAGAAUGCUUAGCCAGAGAUGUACAAGAAACGACUAAGAAGGAAAAUAUCCGUAUAAUAAGAGAGCUCCUCAAAACAGCACGAAUACUCCGCCAGCAUACACGAGUACUAAUACAGAGCACAAAUGCUCCGCCAGCAUACAUGAUUACUAAUUUGUGCCUGAUAAGGCACCCACCGCGAAAUCCAAAAACUGCAUUGAUUGUAAUAAUCGACUUAUGAUUUGCAUUAUAAUGUAAUGUUUUUUAAACACCUUUUUGUAGAUUAUGUGCUAUAUCAUGUGUCGUACACACAGAUGAGUAGGAUCCUUUAAUACAGUCAAAUAGGUGUAAGUUAAGCACUGGAAUAUUCGAGUAAACUUUUUACCCUUUCUGAUUCUUUAGGGAAAGGUGAAUCAUUGUUGUCGACAUUUCAAGUAAUUUAAUAGUUAAUUGCAACAUACCUAGACCGUGACAUGCUGACUCGAAUUAAUGCCUGCCCUUUUAGAAGAUGUAACACAUGUCAUUAUAAUUCAUCUACUGAUGUGAUGACAUGUAAAGAAUGAAAGCAAGAAAACCCUCAAUGCCUUUAAAGUAAAUUCCGUCGUAGUUAAUUGAUUGUACCUACUGUUCCAGAAAUUUCCUACCAACUUUGGCUACAUUCACAAUGUAAACUAUUUAACGAUGAACAAGGCAGUUUAACAUACACCUUCAAAACUGUGUUUUACUUUUCUUGGCUACUGCUUCUUUCAGGCGGGUUUUCAUCAAAAAUGCAUAUUAAUCAAGCCGAGUCUCGGACAAAAAUAGACUUUAUUGUUCGCAAUAUUCCUGACUUAAGGUCGAAUGAGUGUAUUGAUAAACGGAAAUAGGAAGUACAUCCCUAGUUGAAAAUCCAAAGUAGGGAGACAGUAUCACAAU
Mizuhopecten yessoensis (Yesso scallop) is the source of this 6202-nucleotide messenger RNA. RefSeq lists its product as uncharacterized. The transcript is spliced from 2 exons. The record is from RefSeq and is a predicted model, not a curated record. NCBI's taxonomy places the organism in Eukaryota, Metazoa, Mollusca, Bivalvia, Pectinida, Pectinidae. The coding region runs from base 4057 to 5322 and encodes 421 amino acids.